AUGCCUCCACGCCGCCGGUCCGCCUCCGGCAACCGCGGCGUUCGCGCGCGGCCAAGCGGCCGCUUCCACGCGGAGAUCCGCUCCGGCGAGGAGCGCAUCCGUCUCGGGACGUUCGACACCGCGCACGAGGCGGCGUGGGCCUACGACGCCGUCGCCUGGCGCCUCGGCCGCUCCCGCCGGCAGAUGAACUUUCACGACGUCUGCACACGGGAGCAGGCGGAGCAGCUCGUGCCGCCAUCGCCGGUCAUUACGCGCGAGCAGCAGCGGUGCCAACGGGAGCUCGAGCAGCGCCUCCUCAUCGCCGAGAGCGACGAUCAUCUCCGCCUCGAGUGGGUGCGCCAGUUUCCCGAAGACGUCGCCGCCACGGAGGCGUUCUAUGCGCAGAAGGAGGCGGCGAAGAAAAAUGGCGAGCCGCGAGAAGCGACGGGCAGAGUCCGCGGUGAGGAAGGCGGCGAGGGCCGAGAAAGCGGCGAGGAGGGAGGAUGA
Molecule: messenger RNA, 486 nt
Organism: Lolium perenne
Lineage: Eukaryota; Viridiplantae; Streptophyta; Magnoliopsida; Poales; Poaceae
Biological process (GO): regulation of DNA-templated transcription
Molecular function (GO): DNA-binding transcription factor activity; DNA binding
Source: RefSeq, a predicted model, not a curated record